GAUGCCAACCGGUGACUGUUUUUUUAUUAUUGAGAAUUUUCUCAAAGCGAUUUCACUCACACAAAAGGAAAGUGGGACUCCUCUCUGAGCAAACGCUGAAUGAAUUGUGACGAAGCGGCUUCAGAUGCCAUCUACCUGAGCCAUAUUCAUUUUUUGAUAUAGAGAGUAGUUAGUUUCAUUCGAUAUUCAGCAGGGCUGCGCUAUUAUAUGUCUGAGCUAGUAUUGGUACAAGUUGUAGUUCCUUGAAAAGAAGUGAACAGUUCCUUUGAACCCAGUUGCCAAAUAACCCAUUCUCACGACCCCAUUUAAACACAGUGAGAAAAGAAUUGCUGGACUCCUCAACGUUGCUAUUUUCGUCUUACCUGCCCAGGUCAGAUAAAAAAAACUACGUCGUUGUAGCAAAUGCGGACUUUGAUUGUGGCUAGAGCCGAACUUUGCCAGUGGAACCACCCUUAAAAUGUUGGGAGUAACUGCCUUCAAUCCUUUCUCUCCCAGUUUAAUAUGGUUAUAGCCCAGCGCUAGAACCAUUUCCCCAACGGAAGACGCAAGUAAACACGUUUGUUAAAGGUUGUUACAAAAUUUUAGCAUGUUUGAUUUUUUUUGCCUUACAUGAAAAAAAUCGUCUGCCGUUAUAAGACACUGACAACAAGUUCACCCUUUAGCCCUUGGGUUAUUCGGAGUAUAAAAAAAGUUGAAACAUAGAAUGAACCCAAAACUACCAGCUUGAGUGAAGAUGCGGUUGUCUAAAUUUCAAUACUGAACGUGAUAAGUAAAUCAUCGUUAUCGUUCGAGGUUUCAACUUUAGAUUUCAAAUUUAAAAACCAUUACGUCACGACAGCAAAUUCAGAAGUUGGCCAAUCCAAUAUCCAUACUUUAGAAGCGAACUAGAAUCUGAAUUGUUUAGCUGCACAGUAAAUACCGACUUGCAUAGGACAUGUUUCGGCGUCAGACCAAGAUUGCUCGCUUGAGCGGAGAUGACAGUGAACAAUCACUUAGCCAAGGAAGUUCAAAGAGCAAGUCUCACUCCUUGGAUUCCAGUGAAGAUCUUUCAAAAUCGAGUUCAUUGUCAAGUCCAGAGGCUGGUUCGAAAAGGGCAGGCAGCAUUUCUUCAGCUGUAAGCUCAGUGGUGUUAUCCGAUGGCAAUGAAACUGACUUUCCAGUUCGAAUCGUUGGAUGCUUGGAAAAUGUUUCUGGUGCAGGAUGUGGGCCACUGGAUGUUAUAAAUCUGAUUGAUAUUGCUCAGCAAGAAAAUGAGCUACCAUUUGUGGCGACAAAUGAAGAAGCAGUUAUAUCUCUCACAGUACAUGGGAUAAAACUGACGAAAGCCAGCAACAGCACUGUUCUAUAUCGUAUUCCUCUUCACAAGAUAGAAAGAAUUGUUAUAUUCGAUGAUGGACUUAUUGGUAAUACAAUGUUAGCUGUAAAAUGUGCCAGAGAUUUUGAAAACAGCAACAAGGAAGCGAUGUUCAAUAUUCAUGCUUAUCAAUGCGAAAGCAAGGAGCUAGCGCAAGAGGUUUGUAGAAGUUUCAGUCACAUUCUUGAUACAGCAAUUGGUGCUACUUUUCCAGGAAAAACCGUCCAAUCAGUAACAUGAAAACGAGAGGAAGAAUUGUUUUUCAUCACGAAACGCUGCAAUGUUCCCAGGCAUAGAUGAGAACUCACCAUUUGAUUAAGCUGUCCUAAGCUUCUUCAACCGACCGUAAUAGAUUUAGAGCAGGGGUCGGCAACAUACGACUCGCGACGCUUCAUUGAAUUAUAGUAACAAAAUAGCUGUUUUGACGAAUAUAUUCCUUACAAAACAGAAUUCAUUGCGAGACACAUGUAGAUCAAAUUAUAUUACAACCAAUCAAGUAUAUAAUUCACAAUUACUGGCUUAAUGAGCCUAUAAUUUAAUUAGACAACUGCAGAAAAGUUGGUGCUAAGUGCAAGGCUCAAUGGCGCAGAAAAUAUUCAAAUGGAAUUUUUUGAGAUCUGAUCUGUGUGAAAAAAUGUGAUUUGUCGACCAUCCGUUCGGUUUUUACCUUUCUAAAAAUAUGUGCGGCCCAUCAAUGACUUGCAACACUAAAUUUUGGCCCUCCAGCGACAAAAGGUUGCUGACCCU
Messenger RNA from Styela clava, 2101 nucleotides. RefSeq names its product integrin beta-1-binding protein 1-like. Gene Ontology annotation, cellular component: cell periphery; lamellipodium; ruffle. Gene Ontology annotation, molecular function: integrin binding. Gene Ontology annotation, biological process: negative regulation of focal adhesion assembly; negative regulation of substrate adhesion-dependent cell spreading. The record is from RefSeq and is a predicted model, not a curated record. Lineage: Eukaryota; Metazoa; Chordata; Ascidiacea; Stolidobranchia; Styelidae.